GAUAAUAGUCAUCCACUGCCUAAUUUCGCUUUCAGUUGGUUGGACGACAAGGAUACCUAUGUGGCUGGAGAUAUCAUGAUCUUACAGGUUAAAGUCUUGGGAAACUAUGAAAGAGAUAAGUAUAAUUAUCCUUUCAAUCCCAACAUCUCUGUCAACGGUAAGAUGGGUAACAGUUCGUUCAUAUCUGGUCUCUCUUCUCAUUUCGACGGCGAUCCUAACACCUGGACGAUUUCUCUUGUUCCCAUCAUGGUUGGAUUGUUUAAUGUUCUUCUUACUGACGUCCACUUUAAAGUUCUCGACUCCUCUCUCCAUUUCAACGUUAAUCCAGGUGUAAUUUAUCCGCCUGCAUGUGUUGUCUCUUGGAUGAAUGAGAUUAAUGAAUUUGUUGCUGGAAAUAAGGGCACUGUACUCGUCCUCCCAAAAGAUGCAUUUGGAAAUAAUGCUUCUUCCUCUAAUCAAGGACCCGUUUCUUUUAAUCUCACUGUCUAUGCAUCUUAUGUUAACAACGGAUCCUUUGCAACUGAAUUUGGGUCUGCCCUAGUUGGAUGGAAUCCGUCUGGACUUAUCAGUAUUGAGUUUCAAGUUUUAUCAAGUGGUAAUUUCUUCCUUUCAGUUGAGGAGAGAAACCAAAGCUUGAAUGGCUCUCCCUUGCCAUUCAAAGUCAAUCCAGGCUUGUUAGAUAUGAAGAAUUGUGUUGCCAAGUGGAAGAGUGAUACACAAUAUUUUCAGUUGUUUUCUGUAAUGGAAACUUUUCUACACCAGAGAGAUCAAUAUGGGAACCUAGUGCCAGGAUUCUAUGAUUUUGAUAUUGAAGUUUUCGAGAAGGACACAAAUUUAUCCAUGCCAAUAUCUGAUUUGAAUUCUAAGGAGAUAGUGCCCGGAAUUAUGCUAUUUUCUUUCGGACUAACAGAACCGGGGAACUUCAAGUUGAUGAUCUCUGAUAACGAGCAGAAGAACUUCAUCUCCAAUAUGCCUUUCGAGUUUACAGUUUUCAUAGGAUAUUGCGAUGGGAGGAACAGUUUUGCAAAUGGAUCGGGUCUAAAUGAUUCUGUAGCUGGUGAAGCAUCAAUUUUUUCGGUUGUCUUGAGAGAUAGUUAUCAGUAUCCUUCUCCUAUCAAGUUAGAGUAUCUUCAAGUUGAUAUUGUGCACGAAUCUGGCAUUCAUAUAAAACCAGUCAUAUUUCAGAUUGACACUAAUUGGAAUUCUAGCUCUAACAUGUUUGAAAUCGUACACACACCUGAAAAGAGUGGGCUAUAUGCAAUAUCUGUGAUUUGUGGAAACAUCCCAUUAAAUGGUGGCCAUCCCUUCACAAAGAGAGUUCUUGCAGGAGACGUGGAUCUAUCUCUUUCUGGUGUGGUGAACUUUUCUUCUAAAGUGCCGAAGAUGAUAAAGAAUGAAAUAGUAGUGCGACUCAUGGAUUCGUUUUCAAACCCCAUCUUGUUACAGCAACCAAAACUGAAACUAGAAAUAUCUUCCAUAAACAAAUCUGAUUUCUCAUCCUGGAAUUUUUCAAAUAGUUAUGAUGGCAUGUACACUUCAUCUUAUCUGGUAAUGGAGAUUGGAACUUAUGAAAUAUGUGCUUCACUUGAUGGCCAACAUUUGUUGUCCUGUCCCUUUAGUGUGAAUGCUUACAAUGGUGAGUAUUUUCCCAAGGCUUACGACGAUGAAAUUUAUGUGCUGGAGGAUGAGUCGAUUGCUUUCAAUGUCCUUGACAAUGAUUACUUAGCUGGUAGCAAUGCAAGCAUCAUCCAUUUUUCAAAGCCAACUCGAGGCUCACUGCUUCAGUAUGGCCUCCAAUACAGGUAUACCCCAUACAGGGGCUAUGUUGGAAAUGAUUCAUUCUCUUAUGUAGUUUCUGAUGCAAAUGACAAUCUUGCCAAUGGCUCUGUAAAUAUAUCAGUCUUCAGUAUACCACCACAGUUAAUUUCCUUUCCCAGUCAGUUACAAGCAACUGAAGACGAAAUUACCCCUAAAUUUAGUGGUUUCCAAGGAUUUGAGAUUAUGUACUCAGACUUGACAAAGAAAAUUUCCAUUACUCUAACCGCCCAUCAUGGCAUUGUCUCUCUUUCUCCAAUACUAGUCCAGUUUUGGAAGACAAUGUGGGAUGAACUUUGCCUCAUGAAUAAUGGAGAUGGAGAUAGUAAAGAACUGACCAUAAUGGGAAGAUUAGAAGUUGUCAAUUAUGCCUUACAGUCAAUCCAAUAUCUGGGAAAAGAGAACUUCUGGGGUGAUGAUGUAAUCCAUGUAUCAACUUCGGAUGGAAACGGGGUGAAUGAUGUGGACAUUCCAAUUUUCGUGGAGCCAAUAAAUGACCCACCUUUCAUAAACGUCCCUAAGUUUAUUAUCCUGAAAAAGAGAAGCAGCAACAAUGAAGAUGGAUAUCUAAUCUUUGAAAGAGAAAGAGAUAACUUCAAUUUCUCAGUUGGAGAUCCAGACCUACUUUAUUUUUUUGGGAACAAAUCUGAGUUUCUGGUGAUGUUCUCUUUGGAAGUUGAUUCUGGAGUAGUGUCAACCAAUCUGCCAGCUGACCUCAUAAGUUCAACUGAACUGAAGCUUAAAGGCAGUUAUCAAUGGCAGUCACUUCAGACUUUUGUUACAAUCUCAAGACAUUUUACAGUUAAAGCUCGAGGGAUUAGGUUCCUCGGAACAGUUGAUAAUUGCAAUAGCAUUAUGCAAGACUUAUCAUACUAUCAGAGUGAAGAAGAAGGACAUGGUGGUGGUGCCAUGUUGACGGUGAAAAUAAAUGAUAUGGGAAACUACGGUUGCCAAACAUCAUUUUGCCAAGUGAAUAUGUCAGGGCCUCUUUUUGCCCAUGCUGACAUACAUCUCAUCAGAAGUAAACCAAUGAGUCCGUUUGCAGCUCAUUCUCUAGGGUCAGCAAUUGUGAUUGGAUCAAUAAUGGUGCUUACAUUUGGAGUAGUGCUGCUGUAUUUUAUAUGCAAAUGUUCAUUCCUCCUACUCGUUAACGGGAGAAAGAGACGAACAAAUUUAGACAUCCAGCCUAUUGCUUCCUCGAAUUCUCCACCACCACCACCGACAACCACCACCACAGCAGGGACUAUAACCAAGCUGCAGCCAACUCCCUUCCAACAGAGGUUACAAGGACAACUGAGAAAUGGAGAAGCCAGUAGUAGUAGUAGUAAAGGAGGAAAUCAAUCAUUCUUAUGAUCUUCUUCAUGAUCAUCAAUUCAAGUGUCUAUACUUUCAAGUUCCAGCUACCACAAACAUGCAGAUUUUAUUUAUAAAA
This is a messenger RNA of Impatiens glandulifera, 3247 nucleotides long. RefSeq names its product protein GAMETE EXPRESSED 2. Gene Ontology annotation, molecular function: actin filament binding. Lineage: Eukaryota; Viridiplantae; Streptophyta; Magnoliopsida; Ericales; Balsaminaceae. The transcript is spliced from 12 exons. The coding region runs from base 76 to 3168 and encodes 1030 amino acids. Gene Ontology annotation, biological process: actin cytoskeleton organization; pollen sperm cell differentiation. The record is from RefSeq and is a predicted model, not a curated record.